Messenger RNA from Ooceraea biroi (clonal raider ant), 4355 nucleotides. It is a transcript of the gene Y-h, whose product is annotated as yellow-h. Lineage: Eukaryota; Metazoa; Arthropoda; Insecta; Hymenoptera; Formicidae. Gene Ontology annotation, cellular component: extracellular region. The record is from RefSeq and is a predicted model, not a curated record.
CGGGUAUCACGGCAUGCGUAGAUCGUGCAGAUAAUCAUGCAUCCGUCUUUGUUACUCGAUAUCUCGUCGGUGACUGGCCGGUAUAUUAAAUCGGAAGAAAAUAACGAAUAGUGCAGCCGAUGGGGAUUUAAAUGGGGAAGGUGGCGAGCGGUAAAAGACACAAAUAUCGUGAAAACUUAGCGAGGGAGCACAGUGCGCGUUGCAAGAGUGUCGAAGCAACAGCACGGUGCUCCAGCAAGUCUCAGGUGUGAUCAUGUGUUACAAAUAAUCUUAUUAAUUUCGUGCAUAAUUAUCGCAGUGAGAUCAAAGAAGAAAAUAAUAUAACAGGUCGCUUACUUAGCCAGUUUUGUGAAUUUAUUGUGACAAUAAGCGUGUGCAAAUUAGACCUGCACGGAGCUGCAUAUCAUAAAUGCGAACAAGGUGUUAAUUAUCGGAUGCAAAUUACUGCCGGUUUCGGUAUCCGAACGUUGAUGCUGCCGCUUACGAAAUGCUCGGCAUCAGCCGCAGGAGGAAGUGAGCGCGAAAGCGGAAAGUAUACCUAAUCUCCGGUGGAAAGCGGCAUUUAUGCUAAAAUCGAAAGAGCGUCUCGCUUCGUUUGGCGAGCAAGUCAUCAGAACGAAGCGCCGUCUGAGCCGCUAUCUCGGGCAGAGCGAAUUCGGACUUUGUUUUGCCUUCUGAUGGAAGAAAGAGAUUUCAACGACCGUGAGCUUGAGUCGCGAAGUGUCAUCAAACAAAUUGGCUGCACACACGUGUAAAGCAUAUAAAGUAAAAAAAGACUGUUGCAGUCUCAUCAUGAAUCUGCACUUACGCGAUCUCCAUAAUGAAAAAUUUCUCAAAUUUGUAUUGUUGUUUUCGGAACAUAUUGUUUCUUUUAAAGGAAAUAUAAAAAAAAACAGAUAUGGCGUAAGCUAUAAUUUUCAGCUCGAUCAACUGUCGACAUACGCUUUUUCAUUCGAGGAAACCUUUGAUACUUGCGUCAAUAUUUCGUAAUUAUCUUAAUAUCCCAAUAAUUUUAGAGCAACGCACGCGAAAUGGUACGGAACACAAAAACAUUCUAUUCACAAAAUCAUUAUUCGUUCUUACGUGCAAUAGAGAGAAAGAGAAAGUCAUAAAAAUCCAGAACAAUUAAAAAAUAAUUAAAAGUUACUUUACUCAAUUCUUAUGUACAUAGAAUGCUGAAGAAUAUAAGUAUUACGUGCAAUAAGUAUAUAUAAAUUGUAAAUUGCAAUGAAAAAUAUUAAUAAGAUAUAGAAUACAUUUAUUUCGUUAUCGCUUGUGAGAUAAUCUUACACCAGUAAUACAAAAUUAGGAAAUUUUUACUUAAUUAGAUUUUUUUAAUAACAGUAUACAGUAUAUAUCAUUUUCUCGCACAAUCGCUUUACGAUUAUCUUGUGCUACAUUAAGAUUAAUAAGAGUAUAAUAAUAAAAGAUUCAAAUGAGUAUUCAAAUUGUUCAUUGUUCAAAUGAUUCGAAGAGAGAACAUUUAAACUUCGAAACUAUUCGAAACAAAAACAAUCGCUUAUCUAUUUUAUUUAAAUUCAGGAUCGAACUGUUUUAAUAUAUUUUCUGGUUUAAAUACCUCGAAAGAUCCGAAAAAUUCAAUAUUCGGUUCGAAGUUCGAACCGUUCAAUUGCCAAAGAAUUCCAUGCACUAUUCUAGGUAUGCCAUGACGAGAAAGAAGAGAAACAUCAAUGUAGAGACAGAAGGGUGGUUAUCAUUCCGACAGUUAUGGAUACCUUCGCGGAGAACAGGUAGAUCUAACAGCAACAUCUACGCUUCUCCUGAUUAUAAUUUCGGCAAUAUCAAAGAUGAUUCUAAUACAAACUACCAUCAUGACUUCCGGGAGCGCAGAACAUUUCAACGGUACGAAACUCCGCGCAGAGAUCGUAUGGUGAGCAUGAUGCCAUGGUUGCUGUCAAUGUCGCUAUUAGGUGUCCCAAAAUUUGCGGCUCACACAAGCCCCAGUAUUUUAUCGAGAGAACUUCAAGCACCCGCGUUGCCAUUAAUUCCAUCCAUUCCAACUUCACAAUUUUCUUCGAUGCGUAGCAUCAAUUACAAAAGCACCACACCGGCUCAUGAUGAAUACGCAGACUCACGUAAUUGCAAUUCUCACGGAAAUCCGCCGGUGAAAAAAUCAGUGGUAUCGGACAUAGGCAAUCUUUAUGGAACGGCGCCGCAAUUGCAGCAUCGCGUUUCUACAUUCAACCAGGAGAGGAAUGCUCUUUCUAGAUCUGUCGGGAGAGCGAUCAAUAUAUAUCACACGGAUCCUCAUUCGGUCAAUCAAUUGGACUUUCAUGAUUUCGACGACGGUUUCGAACCAGGACACAUUAUAGAUGACUACAUUGGUCCUGCUAUGGAACUAAUGUACGCCUGGUCCACGUUAGAUUUUGAAUUCGAUAGUAUUGAGGCACGAGACAAUGCUAUAUUCGAGGGCACUUACAUCGCAGAAAAUAACUUGCCUUUGGGUUUGGAAGUUUGGCGCGAUAAAGUCUUCAUUACUCUACCGAAAUGGAAGGCUGGCAUACCAGCAACUCUGGCUACAGUACCGAGACAUUCGAAAACCAAGAGUCCCAAACUAAAACCGUACCCUAACUGGCACUGGCAUCAAUCAGAAAAUUGCGAUGGAUUAACUUCAGUCUUCCGAGUCCAGGUGGAUGAGUGCAAUCGGCUAUGGGUCCUUGAUUCCGGCAAAAUAGAACUUGUUGCCAGAAAAGCCAACCAGAUCUGUCCACCCGCCAUAUUUAUCUUCGAUUUACGCACAGAUACUCUCAUCAGGAAAUAUACUUUGCCGGACGAGCAAAUCAAACAGGAUUCCCUCUACAUUAACAUCGCGGUGGAUAUCAGAAACCAUGACUGCGGCUCCGCGGUAGCAUACCUGAUCGACGUCUGGCGAUACGGUAUCGUGGUGUACGAUUUCUUCAAGGACUCCACGUACAGGAUAGAGCAUCACUUCUUCUAUCCUGAUCCCUUGGCAUCCAGAUACGAGCUGCACGGUAUAAAGUUUCAAUGGACCGACGGGAUAUUCGGGAUAGCGCUCAGCCCCAAGGACGCUUAUGGUGACCGAACGUUGUUCUUCCAUCCGAUGUCCAGCUUCCGCGAGUUCGCCGUGUCCGCGUCGGUUUUCAAGAACAAGAGGACCGCAGAGCAAAGCACGGAGAAAUUCACGCCCGUGGGAAGACCCAGGGCCAAGGAUUACGGCCAUUCUUCGGGCUCCGCCAUCGAUAGGAACGGUGUUAUGUUCUUCAAUAUGGUCACCAGGGACUCUGUCUGGUGCUGGGACACCAGAAAGGAAUACAUACCACAGAAUUUCGGAGUGAUUGGAACCAGCAAUGUGUCUUUAGUGUUUCCGAAUGACAUUCGAGUGGACCACGAAGCAGAUCAAAGUGUGUGGCUGAUCUCGAAUCGUUUACCAAUGUACUUGUAUGGUACCGUAAACAGCGGAAGCAUUAAUUACAGGGUAUUUAAGGCGGAUGUAAAGGAGGCGGUCAAGAAUACCGUCUGCGAUCCUAAUUACGUAGUUCCUGAUUCGGAUCCUGGCCUCGACGACACUUGCUGAGGACUCAAUUUACGUUUUAAAUUAAGAUUCGAUUAUUAACUAGAUAAUUUCAAUCAAUAUCAAAAUAUGUCUUAAUUUCUUAGUCUUCAAUCUAACAGAAAAGAUCAUCUUUUAUUACAAUGUGAGUAUACUUAAAAAUAAUAUAAAAGAGAAAAAUAAUAACAUAGAAAAAUCACAAAAUCACAUAAAUUAAUAAAUAAGAUAUUUACAAAAACUAAAUGUUUAAACGUAAAAAGCGUUUUAUAUGGAAAAUUAAGUAAAUCAAUAAUUAAUAAUUUAUCAAUGCAGUUAGAAUAGCACUGAAAUAUUCAUUAUAACUCUAUAGACAAAAACAGAACACCAUAGUAAAAUUCCAAAAAGAAUGUUUCAUUUAACCAGCUCCAAACAAAAUCUUGGCAAGCACAUAAAAUGAUUAAGAUGCUUAACCAGAAAAAAGAGAUAUCUCUUUCUCUCUCUUUCUCUCUCACUUUAAGAAUUCCCUUCUUUCUAAAAUCUCUCAGCAAUUUAGUCUAUAUGAUGUAUUUGCUCAACCAAAGUGCAUUGAUUGCCAUGAUAAAAAGACCAAAUGAUAGAACAAUACUCUAAGACGAGUUAGAGAAGAAUACAAUAAGCUCAAAGUAUUCACACACUAUCUAAAAUAUUUAAUAAAAUAGAGAUAAAGUCCAGUGCUUAUUUUGACAAAAGCGAUUAUUAAUUAAACAAGUUAUAAACUUAUGUAAUUAAAAAGUAGAUUAUAAAUAACAAGUUUAAAUUGUAUAAAAACAUAUGUUACUUACACGUAGAAAAUAAAGAGUUUCUU